AUGGAAGACGACGAGGCAACCAAGAAUGUGGGCGAGGACGAGAACCCGUUCAGUCUAGCAAAUCUCUGGACCAAGGCUUAUACCAAAGUCCAAGAGAAUGAAGAAUACUCUGAACACCUUGCCGAGUUUGAAGAGCAUUUACAACAGGCAAAUGACAACCAAAUUGAAUCAGGCUCAGUAACGACUUCCUUUUCUUCUGGAGGUCUAGCACGACUCAAAUACAUCCAAAUGCUAGCCCAGAAUAAACUUGAAGUAGUUGAUGAGGCUCGCACGUCCUUCUUUGUACGGGGAAAGAGAAUUGUUGUCAGAGAAGCUAUCCAAAAGGCCAUUCAGCAGGUUACACAGUUCAAACCUAUUAUCAGCGGAGCGGUUUCAGCUGAGCCUCAUGCUGCCCUAGCAUGGGCUUGUGUGCUGGGUGUUUUACCCAUUUUAGAGAGUAUGUUCCAACAAGACGAAGACGCGGCAGAUGGAUUCAAUAAUAUCGUUUUUAUCCUGGUUCGGUACCAGCAUCUUCUUCAAACAGUUGUGUCACGUGAUUUUACCAAAUCAAGCCAAGGUGAAGAAACCUUCCAACUCUUCUCGAAUCUCGAAUCUCAACUUGUGUCGUUCUAUGAACAUAUUUACUUAUACCAGAUUCAAUUUGUUCGGCAAUGUCAGAAGAGCAAAUGGCGCCGAAAUAUGGGCAACAUGUUAAGUCCCAAGGAUUGGAAAGAGAAGUGGAAGACGAUUGACUCUAUUCGAGACCUGAUCGAUACGAGUAUCCGAGAUCGAGUCAGCGCUAGGACAUUGGAUUCAUGGGAAGCAAUGAGCUCGAUUGAGAAGGGGACCGAGAACGUCUUGAAAACAGUUGAGGAGAUUCAAGACGUGCAAAGAGCUGCUCAUGAGUGGGAACUAUUGAAAUCUCUACAAACUGCUUCCAAUGCCACAUUUGACUCGAACGAUGUCCAGGGCGCUCAGAGUUAUUGUCUUGAGGGAACCCAGCAUAGUAUAUUGGACAAAAUUCAAGAAUGGGUUGAAAACCCUGGGGGCGAAAUGAUCUUCUGGCUUCACGGAAUGGCGGGAACGGGAAAGUCAAGUGUCGCUUUGACGGCAGCAAAUGCCUUGAAAGAAGGGAAACCAUUCACAGAAAUCAAUCCACCACCUCGAAAUGCAACUCUCGGCGCAAGUUUUUUCUUCAGGCAAGGCGACGCAACCAGGAACAGCACCCGAGCUUUCUUCCAAACAUUGGCGAGGGACCUAGCAGAUGUUUCGCCGACCUUUAAAACGCUCAUAGCCACGGCUAUCGAAAACAAUCCAACUAUUGCAACAAAGGCUCCGCAGCAGCAGCUCGAGAACCUUAUAGUCAACCCUCUCUCCAUCCUUGAUGACAAAAGCUUUCUUCCAAUACAUUUGAUUGUUGUGGUUGACGCUCUAGACGAAUGUAUCGAAAGACGGGAAGCCGAGGAUCUAGUCCGUAUGUUAUCUGUACGACUGAAAAGCCUCCUCCGUGUGCAGCUGCGUUUCCUCAUCACUAGUAGGAGCGAGAACCAUCUUACUAGAGCUUUCGGACAACUACCUCAUGAUGUGUGUCUCUCAGUGGUUCUCGAAAAGAUCAAACGGCGUGUGAGAGAGGAUGGAAGGCUGGACGAUAUUACAUUGUACUUUGAGAAAACAAUUGCGACUAUUUCGGAGAGACAUGGCGUCGAACCCAGCGUGAUCGAUGAUACUACCAUCAAAAGCCUGAGCAAAAAGUCCGAUGGCCUUUUCAUCUAUGCAGCUACUAUAUGUCGCUUCUUAGAUGCCGAAGAUUUCGAUUUCGACGAGGCCAGACAAGAACGCCUGGAGUUGAUCUUACAAAACAGUAAGGACAAUGACGAAUCAGCCACCGAUGACUCCGAGAUCGAUGAAUGGGAAGUAGAUUCUCCCCAGAAUCAUGUCGAUGAGAUUUAUUGCAAGGUCUUGUCUUUCCCAGAUCGCGAAAAGAUGUCUCCAGCCAUGAAGAAAAAGACUUACAAAGAUAUGGGAAUAGUCUUUGGUUUUCUCGUGAUUUUCUUGGAACCCGUCUCUAUAUCUUCACUCAAGGUCUUCCUCCCACAGAUAUCAAAAUCUCUCGACAAGCUUUUGAGCAAGGUUCGCGCUAUAGUCGUUGUUCCGCCUGAUGAAAGAUCGCCGCUCAAAUUGAUCCAUUUAUCAUUUCGCGACUUUAUCUUGAGCAAGAAAAGAUCUAAGCGACUCAAGUUUCACGUUGAUGAGAACGAGAUACACGAACUUGUUCUUACCCGGUGCCUUGACAUUAUGUCAUCCGAACUUCGUCAAGAUAUUUGCAAUCUGGUUCGGCCUGGAACUCUUGAUUCAGAGAUACCACCCGAUACAUUGGAAGCGGGAAUUCCGCAACAUUUACGCUACACAUGCAAGUACUGGGUGAACCAUCUAUCUAAUCUUGGACGAGAACGUCAAAGGGACGUUUGGUUGCUAAAGGGUGGAAAGAUUCAUGGUUUUCUCCAGCAACAUUUUCUACAUUGGCUCGAGGUGAUGAGUCUGAUCCAUGAAGGCCCAGCAGCAAUUCUCAUCGUGAAUCAGUUACAGACCUUGAGUGAGGAGUCGGAUGCACUAGAGCUUUCGUUGUUGGCCUACGAUAUGAAACGCUUCAUCCUCAGCAACAGAUGGAUUGUUGAUCACGCACCAUUGCAAAUUUAUGUGUCGGCCGUGCUUUUCAGCCCUACUGACAUUACAAUACGACCCCUGCUUGAUUCUUACAUGCCUCCUUGGAUACAGCAACCGCCGAAGAAUGGAAAUCGCUGGACCCAUGAAGUUUGCGUUCUAAGCGGACACACAAACAAUACCACUGCUAUGUCCUUUUCUCCUACUGGCAACCUGUUAGCUUCGUCAACUGUAGAUGGGACAACAAUUCUAUGGGACUACGUGACAGGCACUGAGCUUUCCAGACUUGAAGGCGAUGGGUGGGUUGUGUGCGUUAGCGUUUCCUGGGAUGGGAAGUUCGUCGCACUAGGCUUUGAAGAAGAGAAUACCGUUGUUGUAAGGGACAUUUUGAGCGGAAGUAGAGUUCUACUGCAAGAUCACGAGCAACCGGUGAGGUUCACAAUCUUCUCACCUAAGGAUAAUAACAUCUUGGUCUCAGUAUUUUCAAUAUGCGAUGAGCAAACCUUGACAAUAUGGGACGUUAAAUCCCGCCGCACAAAGCACAUGGUGACCAUCCCGGGUUGCUUCAUGAAGCAAAUUCAAUUUACAGAAGAUGGAGAGUUUCUCAUCAUACCAGCAGAUGACAGUAUUACCAUAUGGAACGUCGAUAGUGGUCAGUCCGCUCAGAGACUCAAUGGUUCCCCUGCGACUAUCGUCAAUGGGGUGACAAUUCCUGUGGAGUUCGAGACCUUGAUAGAAUGGGAAAGAGUUGCUAAAAAAGACAGCGACGAGAAAUCCAUCUCCAACGGCGACAAACUUUUGUCUAUUAGUUUUGUAGAUCGCUCAACAGGAAAUACGACCGUACGAUAUUUCUACAAGGAAUCCAUCCUGCAUAUCUCGCGCGUGCCACUAGGAGGAAACUCCGCACUGAUUAGAACCGGGAGCGGCUGCAUCGAGUUACUUGGUACGAGGUCAUGGUCAAGAGUCAGACAAUUUUACGUCAAACCCAACCUUCGCGUGUUCGCAAUCCAGAAAGACGGCAAAUUGAUGGCUUCACUAGGUAGUGGAGAUUAUGACAUCAGGCUUUACGAUAUACGACAGAACACGACGGGAAAUCAAUUAGCACAGAGACAUUCUCAAAAAAAUUGGAAAUUGCGCUUUUCUACGGAUCUCAGUUUAAUUGCCGCCAACGACUAUGGAAAUACUGAGUUAUACGAUUCCACUGGUAGUCUUGUUUCUCUACCUAUCGAUGAAGUGCCUCAGAUCGACUUCGCCUCCGAUGGCGAUAUGAAUUGCAUUCUGAACACCAGGACUAGUAACCUCGAAGUGUGGAACCGGCUAUCUAUGGAGAGACUCUGGUGCAAGCCGGCCGAGAAAAACAUGUUCAAAGGGCCUUGCAAGUUUUCUCCAGACAAGAACGUGUUGAUAUACAAAUGUACGUUCGGAGAUAUACUGAGGGAAGUGUCAUACAAGAUCGUUUAUUUAAAUACUGGGAAGGAAGAGUCGAUGGUUAAGUGGGAUUGUCUAGUUUUCCAUCCUGAAAGUCACCUGCUUGCUAUAAAGCUUCUAUUCUCCAGAGAGAUCGACAUCAGAAAGACUGAUUCCUUGGAAUUACUGCACAAAUUCAAAAUUCCCUCCCAAACUAAUCUGGGCAUGGCCUUUUCGAAAAGCGGAACGUUUGCUGCGACAUGGCAAAUGGGUCCGGAACCGGAUGUCCGGUUCUGGGACAUCAGAUCAGGAAGUGAGAUUGGGCAGUAUUCUGUGGCCGGCAGAAUCACUGAUCUGUCUAUGCACGAAGAUGAUUAUCUAGUGUGUGAACAAGGCCGACUACCUGUCCUCUCGUCCGUACCAGAUGAAGAACGAAAGGACGCAGGGAACCAUGUACAAGAUCUGCUUUACGUGGGAUCGCAGUGGGUAUAUCAUGGACUAGAGAGGAUCAUAUGGCUUCCUCCAACCUUGAGAUCCGAUGCCUCCAUUUUGAGAGGCAACACGCUGGCUAUCCCUUUUGAUGGGGGUAUAAAGGUUAUUAAGUUUCACCUUGAUAAAUUGCCAGGACGAUAA
Molecule: messenger RNA, 4680 nt
Organism: Fusarium poae
Lineage: Eukaryota; Fungi; Ascomycota; Sordariomycetes; Hypocreales; Nectriaceae
Exons: 6
Coding region: 1-4680 (1559 amino acids)
Molecular function (GO): protein binding
Source: RefSeq, a predicted model, not a curated record